GUUAUUACUUGAGUUGGAGCGGCCGUCAGACUGCGAACCCUGUUCUAAUGCACCUUACUAUUACCUAAAUUAGGGUAUCCAAGAAUUAUACUGAUUUUUGUAUAUAUUUUGUUGUCAGUCCAGUCUCACUACUAAAGUCAGUGCCAGUGUCCUCUGAUUUUUUAUAUUUUAUCCUUGCACAAUGAGAAAAAUAUCAUGAAAUUAAAGGUUUUUAGAAAUUAAAAAAAUGGAGCUUGCAGCAUUGCUCAGAAAAGCAGCCCAGGUGAAAGACAGAGGUAUAUUAUUGGAUAAAUCAUUCGAUGCAAUUAAAAUUGCUGCAUUCUCCAGAUGCAACGGACCCAGUAACCACAGAAAAACAAGAAGGCGAUCACUUCCAGUCCCUCUACGAAAUCUGGAAAGGCACAAAGUCCUCUGACAAGAAUCAAACGUACAAAGUAAUCCCUAAAUUUUACUUCAAACUCCCGAAAGAGGAUGAAAUUCUGCCGCAGAAGCUCCGCGAGGAGACCCGAGCCCUUUUCCUCCAGCGUCGUUCACGCCAGCUCCUGGACAACAACGAGUUGAAAGCGUUAUGGGUCCUCUUGGACAAGCACCACAGUCCGCCCCUCUCGGGUGACGAGCAGCUGAUAAAUUACGAGGAUUUCAAGCAUGUGGGGAAACUGGCAGGCUCGAAAUGCGCUCCAUAUUUCACAGCCGUUGUCUUCGCAAAACUGCAGCAGGGAGACCCCCACGGUAGGAUCAGUAUCAUGGCGCUGUUCAACUACGUCAUGAGGAAGGUCUGGCUGCACCAGACAAGGAUAGGGCUGUCGCUGUACGACGUGACAGGUCAGGGGUACUUGAGGGAGUCAGACCUGGAGAAUUACAUCUUGGAGCUGAUACCAACACUGCCACAGCUAGAAGGCUUGGAGAAGUCCUUCCAUUCCUUUUACGUCUGCACAGCUGUGAGGAAAUUUCUGUUCUUCUUGGAUCCCUUGAGGACGGGAAGAGUCAGGAUUCAGGAUAUCUUGGCCUGCAGCUUCCUAGACGACCUCCUGGAGCUGAGGGAUGAGGACUUGCCCAAAGACCUCCAAGAGGCCAACUGGUUCUCUGCCCCAUCUGCCCUCAAAGUUUAUGGGCAGUACCUCAAUCUAGACAGAGAUCACAACGGAAUGCUCAAUAAGGAAGAACUCUCGGGGUACGGCACUGGAACACUCACGGGAGUCUUCCUAGAGAGGGUUUUCCAGGAGUGCCUCACAUACGAGGGGGAGAUGGACUACAAAACUUAUUUGGAUUUUGUACUGGCGUUGGAGAAUCGCCACGAGCCUCAGAGUCUUCAUUAUCUCUUCAGGAUUCUUGAUAUCAAUAAUAAGGGGUAUCUGGAUACAUUCUGUUUGAAUUAUUUCUUCAGAGCGAUUCAGGAGCAAAUGAAGAUGCAUGGACAGGAGCCGGUGAGCUUUGAAGAUGUGAAGGAUGAAAUUUUUGAUAUGGUCAAGCCAGCUGAUGCAUGCAAGAUUACUCUGCAGGAUCUGUUGAGCUGUGGACAAGGGGACACUAUGAUCAGUAUUCUGAUCGAGUUUCAUGGAUUCUGGGCGUACGAGAAUAGGGAGGCUAUGGCUGCGGAUAGUGGAGAUGAGAGCUCACAUGUGUAGGAGGUUGAAAAAUAAAGAUUUUAGUUUUUUAUACA
Molecule: messenger RNA, 1660 nt
Organism: Diachasmimorpha longicaudata
Lineage: Eukaryota; Metazoa; Arthropoda; Insecta; Hymenoptera; Braconidae
Product: serine/threonine-protein phosphatase 2A regulatory subunit B'' subunit gamma-like
Exons: 2
Coding region: 300-1625 (441 amino acids)
Biological process (GO): T cell homeostasis; cortical cytoskeleton organization; regulation of dephosphorylation
Cellular component (GO): spindle; centrosome
Source: RefSeq, a predicted model, not a curated record